AUGGAAAAAUAUUUUAAGAGAAAAACUAUGUCUGAAUCGCUGCCAUCUGUUAAAAAUCAAGAAAGUUGUAAUGAAGAACAUCAAAUUUUGCAAGGUAAUAUGGAUAGAGUUGAUCUAGAUAAUCUCCCAUCGGAUCCUGCAUUGCGAAAACCGAUUGCAGAUUACAAUCCUAACAUACAAGAGGAAGUGCGGAGGAGGUAUUUACAAAAAGGACCUUGUCAACCUCGAGAACAUAAUUACAAGCACACCUUACAAGGCACCGUGUUUCGAAGAUUUUGUCAUACUUGGUUUGAUGAACAUAGUUCAUGGUUAGAAUAUAACAAGGUAAAAGAAGCAGCAUAUUGCUUUUGUUGCUACCUUUUUAAACCAGAAAGUAAAGGUCAUACAGGUAGUAGUGAUGCAUUUGUUGUGGAAGGUUUUACUAAUUGGAAGAAGAAAGAAAAACUACAGAUACAUAUUGGAGGUCCUAAUAGUGCGCACAAUCAAGCUGUCAACAAGUGUCAAAAUUUGAUGAAUCAACGACAACAUCUUCAGACAAUUGUCAAUAAGCAAUCAAGUCAAUCACGGAGCGACUAUCGAAAUUGUUUAAAUACUUCAAUUGAAUGUGUUCGAUAUCUUUUAAGACAAGGUUUCGCUUUUCGUGGUCAUGAUGAAUCAAAUAAACCGGGAAAUUUGAAGGCAACUUUGCAACUUCUUUGUGAUCAUAAUGAGGAUAUUAAACGGGUUGCAAUAGAUCAAUGUCCAAGAAAUCUCAAAUUGACAUCUCCAGAUAUUCAGAAGGAUAUUGUACAUGCUUGUGCAAUUGAAACUACCAACUCUAUCAUUCAUGAUUUAGGAAAUAAUUUGUUCUCUAUUCUUGUAGAUGAAUCUCGUGAUGUAGCAUGUAAAGAACAAAUGGCGAUGGUCAUACGCUAUGUGAACAAGGAAGGAAAAGUGGUUGAACGUCUUUUAGAUAUAGUUCAUGUGCAAGACAUUUGUGCUUUAUCAUUGAAGGCAUCAAUUGAAGCAAUAUUUUCCAAGUACAGUUUGAGCAUAUCUAGAUUACAAGGUCAAGGCUAUGAUGGUGCAAGCAAUAUGCAAGGUGCGUUUAAUGGUCUUAAAACUUUAAUUCUAAAAGAGAAUGAGAGUGCUUUUUAUGUACAUUGUUUUGCACAUCAACUUCAACUAGCACUUGUAGGUGUUGCAAAAAAUCAUAUUUCCAUAGCCUUACUCUUUACUAUAGCUUCAAGUGUUGUAAAUGUUGUUGGAGGCUCUAGUAAGCGCCAUGAUUUGCUUUUGGAGAUCCAAGCCAUUAAUGUUUUAAAAGCAAUUGAAAGUGGUGAGCUUGAAAGCGGACAGGGAAAAAAUCAAGAGUCUACUCUUAAACGAGCGGGAGAAACACGAUGGGGUUCACAUUAUAGUACUUUAUUGAGCUUGAUUAAGCUGUUUUCUUCCAUAGUUGAUGUUCUUGAAUUUGUGAGGGACAAUGGAAAGUCAUAUCAAAAAGUUGAGGCUUGCUUUGUAUUGGAUUCUUUGCAAUCUUUUGAAACUAUAUUUUGUCUUCAUUUGAUGAAACAUGUGUUAGGAAUUACAAAUGAAUUAUCACAGACAUUGCAAAGAAAGGAUCAAGAUAUUGUAAAUGCUAUGACUUUGGUCAAGAUAGCUAAGCAACGCCUGCAACUAAUGCGAGAUAGUGGAUGGAACUCUUUGAUGGAUGAGGUUACUCUGUUUUGUAAUAGCCACGAUAUCCAAGUUCCUAAUAUGGAAGAUGUGUAUAUUCCUCCAGGACGGUCUCGGCGCAACUUUGAGAAAGUGAAGAACAUGCAUCAUUACAAGGUUGAGGUAUUUUCUACUGUUAUAGAUUUGCAAUUGCAAGAGCUCAAUAAUCGUUUCAAUGAGGUGAACACAGAAUUGCUUUUAUGUUUUGCCUGUUUGAAUCCUUCUCAUUUAUUCUCUGCUUAUGAUAAAGCCAAGUUGCUUCGUGUUGCUCAGUUUUAUCCGAUGGACUUCUCUGACAUUCAAUGCAUUGUUCCUGAAAAUCAAUUGGAGACAUUUAUUUUGGAUAUGAAGUCAAGUUGUGAAUUUUCUAACAUAUCAGAAAUUGGCAACCUUGUGGAAAUAAUGGUGCAAACAAAGGAUAUUUUAUAUCCUUUGGUUUAUAAACUUCUCACUUUAGCUCUUAUUCUACCUGUUGCAACGGCCACAGUUGAAAGAUCAUUUUCUGCUAUGAAGUAUGUGAAGAAUCGGUUAAGGAAUAAGAUGGGAGAUCAAUGGAUGUCUAAUUGUUUAAUUACCUAUGUUGAAAUUGAUGUAUUUAACUCCAUUGAUAAUGAAGUUAUUAUGCAUCGUUAUCAGGGCAUAAAAAAUCGUAGAGAACAAUUGUAA
This is a messenger RNA of Mercurialis annua (annual mercury), 2364 nucleotides long. RefSeq lists its product as uncharacterized. The record is from RefSeq and is a predicted model, not a curated record. Bases 1 to 2364 code for a protein of 787 amino acids. NCBI's taxonomy places the organism in Eukaryota, Viridiplantae, Streptophyta, Magnoliopsida, Malpighiales, Euphorbiaceae. The transcript has a single exon. Gene Ontology annotation, molecular function: protein dimerization activity.